UGAUGAACCCAGUCUCUGUCUAUCCUAACACGUACUUAAGGGCAUAAAACAUCAACUGACUCCAACUGUUAUCAAACCAUGGAUUUGGUCUCUAACCUCUUAUCUUUCUUCCUCUUCCUUUCUUUCACUGGCUUCGCCAUAGCACUCUGCGCCGAAUGGAAAAGAAAGAGGUCGCUGUCGUCUAGAGGCGCGAAACUACCGCCGGGUCCGUCGACGCUCCCUCUCAUUGGAAGCAUGCACCACCUAGCCGGAGCUUUCCCGCUCCGGCGCUUAAGAGACCUCGCCGAGAAACACGGCCCCCUCAUUCACGUCCAGCUCGGCGAGGUCUCGGCCGUCAUCGCCUCCUCCCCGGACAUGGCGAAGGCCAUCUUCAAGACCCAUGACCUGGCCUUCGCCUCCCGGCCCAAACUCAUGGUCCCGGAGAUCGUGGGGUACAACCGGUCCGACAUCGUCUUCUCCCCGUACGGGGAUUACUGGAGGCAGAUGAGGAAGAUCUGCAUCGUCGAGCUUCUCAGCUCUAAGAACGUGCAGAGCUUCGGGUCCAUCCGGCUUGACCAAGUGUCUCGCCUCCUCGACGCCGUCGCCUCCCACGGCGGCCGACCGGUGAAUCUGACGGAGCUCGUGUUUCGGUUCACGAGCUCCAUGACUUGCCGGUCGGCUUUCGGGAGCGUUUUUGAGGAGGGCGAUGAGUUCAUCACCCACAUAAGAGACGUUCUUGUUUUGCUCGGCGGGUUCGACGUGGCGGACAUAUUCCCCUCCCUUAAGCUCCUCCACGGGCUCAGCCCAAUACGGCGGAAGAUCCUCAAGAUCCACAAAAGGGUCGACGCCAUCCUUAAUGGCGUCAUCAACGGCCACCAGAAGAGUUUAGACGCCGGGAACAAGGGGAACGGCGAGUCGGGCGGCGAGGAUCUGAUCGACGUUUUACUCAGGAUGAAGCGUUCCGACGGGCUUCAGUUCCCGGUCACCGACGACAGCAUCAAGGGCGUCGUGUUCGACAUGUUCACCGCCGGGACGGAGACGUCGUCAAUGACGAUCAUCUGGGCGAUGGUCGAGAUGCUGAGAGCCCCGGCCGUGCUGGCCGAGGCUCAAGCAGAAGUGAGAAGAGCCUUCAUUAACAAGAAAGAGUUUGACCUUAAGGAUGUGGAAGAGCUGAAAUACAUGAAACUGGUGGUCAAAGAAACGCUCCGCCUCCACCCGCCGUCGCCGCUCUCAAUCCCGAGAGAAUGCAUAAAGGAGACGGAGAUAAACGGGUACACCAUCCCGGUCAAAACGUGGAUCAUGGUCAACGUUUUGUCCAUAAGCACUGACCCGGCUUACUGGGAGAAUGCGGAAAGCUUUGUUCCGGAGCGGUUCGAGAAUAGCAGCGUUGACUUUUUGGGGAAUAACUUUGAGUUCCUUCCUUUUGGGAGCGGGAGGAGGAUAUGCCCUGGCCUUUCCUUUGGCUUGGCAAAUGUGUAUCUCCCUUUGGCUAAAUUGCUCUUUCACUUUGACUGGAAGCUGCCGCGAGGACCGGAGUAUUGCCGGACCUUGGAUUUGGCCGAAUCGUCCGGUAUUACUGCCGGGAAGAAGGACGAUCUUUAUUUAGUAGCUACCCCUUACAAUCCACUCUCUUAAAUCAUAAUUAAAAGAGAUAAUUCUCUAAAUAGGACCAAAUAAUGUUAAAAGUUCAACAAUAGGACCUUAAUGUUAGGUUAUCUUCCGUAGGACUAAAAAGAGUUAGAUAGACAAAACUACCCUUAAUGAAACUAAAUAGGACCAAACAAUGCAAUUAAAAUAAUAGAAAUAAAAAUGACAGCAGGCCUAGACUCUACGAUACAUCCUCUGCUAUAGGAACACAGCCAUCACCAUCGCCACUGCUGCCGCCUCCGUAAGAUCCGCCGCCGCCGGCGAUGUCAGCGCCGCCUCCGGCUCCACUGACGUCAUCUCUGCCUCUGCCGGAGUCACCGCUGGAUGCCUCCACCGGCGUCGCCGCCCCCCUCCACUGGUGUCACUGAUGGCCGCCUCCACUGACGUCGCCGCCGGCCGCUUCACCACCGUCCGCCACCAGAUCUGAGAUCUGAUUUGUGAUUUGUUAAUAUUGUCAUACAAAUGACAUCUUGCAAUUGUAUUGCCAUCUUGAUGAUAUUAUUGCCAUCCUCAAAGAAAUAAGAUUGACAUUUUCAGUUUGAAAAAUGGCAUUAAUGCCUUUCAUAAGAGUAUUAUUGACAUCUUUGUAUCUUUAGUUUCAUAAAAAUAGCAUUCAUUUUCGAAGUGACAUUUUCACAUUUAGAGGACUAAUAUGAAAAAGUUAAGUGUCAUCUUGCAGUUGAAGUGUUAUCAUAUUGUCUUUAUUGCCAUCUUGACAGAAAUAAAU
Molecule: messenger RNA, 2353 nt
Organism: Cuscuta epithymum
Lineage: Eukaryota; Viridiplantae; Streptophyta; Magnoliopsida; Solanales; Convolvulaceae
Source: the annotation of a GenBank genome assembly